AAUGAAAAUGAUUAUUAGGAUUUCAUUUAAAAUGACCAGAAUGUGUCCUUCUCUCAGCCUGAUCUAUAGGUAUGAUGCUCUUGAGGUAAAGAAUCUUCCUAAAUGAAAUGAGAAGAUUAUGAUCUGGCUGUAUUUUAUAUAUUUUUUCAAAUAUAAAGCUUUACUGUCAAGCUUGCUGCAGCAACAGGAAAAGUUGCCACCACAAACAGGAAGUCCCUCACAGGCCAGACCAUUUCCUUUCGUAGAAGCACCCGCCCCCCCGUCCACAUCAGAGGCUGAGUCAAUAGAGGAACACGGCCACUAAAUGAGAAACAGCUUGUGUGUUGCAGGAGGAAGAAGAGCAUCAACUGGAGACAGUAAGAGGAAGUGAAGGAGGGACAUGAAGACGGUGAUGACUGACCUGAUGAUUCCUACACACUCGUUCACUCACUCUCUCACUUUCACGAUGAUAAAAAUCUAUGUUUACUUUUGUCUUCUUUCUGGUCUGAGUGUUGUGCAGAUGAAGCCUCUGAACAUAAAUCGUCGUGUUGGUGAAAGUGUGACAAUCAGCUGCUCAGACCGGAACGUUUGGGCUGAUGUAACAGAGAAUGUCAAGUACUUUUGUUACAGUCCAUGCACGGAGGACCGACACAUCAUCAUUAAAGCAGCAUAUGGAAAAAUUGAAAAUAAAAACAGAAUAGAGUUACAUAACGAAGGAAAAACCUUGUUCGUGACCUUCAGCAAUCUCCAAAAGUCAGACUCCAAUAUAUACUAUUGUGGACUGGAGAGAUUUGGCCCUGACUCAUAUAUAAAGGUGAAUCUAAAAGUCACUGAUGCUCCGCCCCCCAGUCCCAGCAUGACUCCACAAACUGUCAUUGUUGUUCCCACCUCCUCAUUUACAAAGAGCUCCACGAUGUUUUCUAACAGCUCAGAUGUUAUUAUUGAUACGUCUACGUCAUACACCACCCUCAAUACACCACCUGAUGCACCAGCACAAGGAUCAGUUAGCUAUGUUCUAUAUUUGGUUAUAGGUGUUAUUGUCGUAAUAAUCAUACUGAUCGUCUCACUCAAGUUUAUGAACAAGAUGAUGAAACAACAAUCGAAAGUUGUGUCAGGUGCUGUUUCAGCAAACAGAGAAACACAACAGGACGCUGGAUACGAAGAAAUAAGACUUGAAGACCAAACCGACCCAGAUACUCUCUAUUCUAAUUAUUCCUACAGCCGAGUCAUUGAUUUACCAGUUGAGAGGCGUAAUGGAUAUUCAGACGCUCUUUAUUUAAAUCAAGCUGCCAUCUUCAUGGACAAUUCAAGGGGGGCGUGUAGAAAGAGCGCGGGCACAUUUGACUCUGUGCACUCUGUUGUUCAACAUCCCAAAGAGCAAAUGAAUCCCUCUGUGCAAUGUGAAAGAAAUCAACCUGAGAGCAAUGAAGAGGACUUUAUCUACUCCCUGGCUCAGCAACCACGGACAACCUGAGGGAGGCUACUGUGCUCAAAAUGCAUAAAUUAGCUUUCUAGAUCCUUUGUUUGAUUUUUGUAGAGAUAUGAAGUAACUAUAGGACAGGGAACAAUGCAUCACAUUAGAAGGAUAUCCAGACACAAUGUCACUUCAUUAGUCAAAUCAGGAAUCAGGAAACAUUUAUUGCCAAAAUAUGUCAAACAUACAAGGAAUUUGUCUUGGCGGUUGGUGCGUGACAGUAGACAGUGUAAC
Molecule: messenger RNA, 1687 nt
Organism: Gasterosteus aculeatus aculeatus (three-spined stickleback)
Lineage: Eukaryota; Metazoa; Chordata; Actinopteri; Perciformes; Gasterosteidae
Source: RefSeq, a predicted model, not a curated record